AUGUUUAAUCUGUUUUAUUCACAUUUUUCCCAUUACUUUAUUCAGUCCAGAUGAUGAACAAAAUAAUCAAAUCCCAAUUUGUAGCAUUUGCAGGUUUACAAAGUAUAAACACCCGUACUAAAUAUUUAACAAGUUGGGGCAGCUAGAUGGUGCAGUGGAUAGAGCACCAGCCCUGAAGUCAGGAGGACCUGAGUUCAAAUGUAAUCUCAGACACUUAACACUUACUAGCUGUGUGACCCUGGGCAAAUCACUUAACCCCAAUGGCUUCAGCAAAAAAAAUAAAAUAAAAAAAUUAACAAGUGGCUAUCCUGGGUGAGCUGGCCCUGACACAGUCUUGCACUAACAUGGUCUCCCUAAACAUCUAGCCCCUUGUGACACUUAAUGUUCAGUAUCCAGCAUGGAAUAGAAAAAAAGAAGAAAACGAUGGGUUCACACAUCAGCAUGGAGGGUUGCCCAGCCACAGACUGAGCGUCCCUAACUGGGGCACCCUGGGCAGGGUCUCCUGUGUGUCUGCUCACAGCCCCACCCACACUGGCACAAUGCCCCCUCCUGGUGCUUUCUAUCCAGACUUAGUCCUCCUUGAAUGUGGACUCGGUCCAUCCGUCCUCCCGCAGUGAACCUGGACUUUCUGUGAGCAGAACAGAGCAGUCAGGCCCUCCCUUUGCGGUUUCCCUGUUUGCUGAGGGCUGCAGCGGGGACUGGCCUGGAAGGGGUGGGGAGAGAGCCUCCCAGCUGCUUGGGGAUUUGCAAACCAGCUCAGGGAGAGCCGGGGUGGGGGUUGGCAGGGGACAGAGCUGGAGACUCGGGCAUUGAGGGAGACAGCCGCUGCCCCAAGGCCUCCAGGACCCUGAGACAUGAGACUGGGGGGCCCCGUGAGAACAACGGAGCAUCUGAGGCGGGCGUGUGCCCGCCAUCGUCCCAGGCAGCCGCCGGCGACCAGGGGCCAGGUCGGAGGGGUGGGCGCGGAGGCUGACUGAAGGCAGGAAGACCCGGCUCCCAGUCCCUGGUUCCCUAGAGGAGGGAAGCGCGAUGGAUAAGUUCCGGAUGAUAUUCCAGUUUUUGCAGUCUAACCAGGAGUCCUUCAUGAACGGCAUCUGUGGGAUCAUGGCUCUGGCCAGCGCCCAGAUGUACUCAGCCUUUGACUUCAGCUGCCCCUGCCUGCCUGGAUACAACCUGGCCUACAGCGGGGGCAUCCUUCUGGCCCCUCCCCUGGUGCUCUUCCUGCUGGGACUGGUGAUGAACAACAACAUCUCCAUGCUGGCCGAGGAGUGGAAGCGGCCCACCGGCCAGCGGCAUAAAGACCCCGCCGUGCUGCGCUAUAUGUUCUGUUCCAUGGCCCAGCGGGCGCUGAUCGCGCCUGUAGUCUGGGUCGCCGUCACCCUGCUGGAUGGCAAAUGCUUCCUGUGUGCCUUCUGUACCGCCGUGCCCGUGGCUGCUCUGGGAAACUCCAGCCACGUCCCCAGCCUGACCCAGCAGGAGGUGGUCAGGCUGCUGGCUCGCAUCCCCUGCCGGGACAUCUAUGACGGGGACUGGCUCCUUGCCCGAGAAGUGGCCGUCAGAUAUUUGCGCUGCAUCUCCCAGGCUCUGGGCUGGACCUUCGUGCUGCUGACCACCCUCCUGGCAUUUCUUGUGCGGGCGAUCCGUCCCUGCUUCACCCAGGCUGCCUUCCUCAAGAGCAAGUACUGGUCCCACUACAUCGACAUUGAGCGCAAGCUCUUCGACGAGACCUGCACGGAGCACGCCAAGGCCUUCGCCAAGGUCUGCAUCCAGCAAUUCUUCGAGGCCAUGAACCACGACCUGACGCUGGGUCACUCUCACCCAGGACCAGCCAAGGCCCCUGCCGAGGGCACGGAGGAGGAGCGAGGGAAGCUCCGUGGCAUUACCGACCAGGGCACCAUGAACCAGCUGCUCAAAAGCUGGCACGACUGUAAGCCCCCGCUGCGGCUGGACCGAGAGGAGCCGCUCCUGGAGAAUGGGUGGGCCGGCGGGGCACCCGGGCCCGAGCCAGCCCCCAUCCUGAGGAAGGAGGUGGCCACCUACUUCAGCAAAGUGUGAAGGAGCAAGGCCGCGGCCCCAGAGAUAAGCUACAGGUCUGC
This is a messenger RNA of Antechinus flavipes (yellow-footed antechinus), 2096 nucleotides long. It is a transcript of the gene CALHM1, whose product is annotated as calcium homeostasis modulator 1. Gene Ontology annotation, molecular function: monoatomic cation channel activity. The coding region runs from base 1030 to 2055 and encodes 341 amino acids. The record is from RefSeq and is a predicted model, not a curated record. The transcript has 2 exons. Lineage: Eukaryota; Metazoa; Chordata; Mammalia; Dasyuromorphia; Dasyuridae.